AUGCAUAAGGCAGCUAAAGAUAUAAAAGAACAAGAAGCUCAAAAGGAAUCCUUAGGCGAGGCACCGGGUGUUCUUGCUAAGCGAAAUAUAGUGCAGCCUGUGCCGUGGUGUCCUUCACCGCCUGCAGAUAAUGCAGACAUAGAUCCUUCCUGUGAUCCUGAUAACCCACGCAAGAUAAGUUACAACGAUAUAUCGAAAGCAAAUGCUUUAAUACACGAAGAAAUUUCAGAAACCCCGCUAUUGAGAUCCAAAAGUUGCAAGCAAUUUGAAAUGGAAGUUUAUUAUAAACUAGAAAUAUUUCAUCAAACUGGAAGUUUCAAUGAGAGAAAAGCAUUUUACGCGCUGUCAAUGUUAAGCGAAGAACAGCGAAGUCGAGGUGUUAUUACAGCAUCUUUAGGAAACUGGGCUCUGGCUUUAGCUUACUACGGACAACGCUUGAAAAUACCAGUUACUGUGGUGCUUCCAUCAAAUUCAUCAAUUAUCUAUGUAGGAAGAUGUCAUGAAUUGGGUGCAUUUGUAGUCUCAUACGGAGAAAAUCUUGACGAGGCUAGAGGACAAGCCUUCAUUAUGCUUAAAAAAAGAGGACAAGUGUAUAUAAAUGGAUACGAUCAUCCUCAUGUUAUCGCAGCGUCUGGUUCCAUUGGGGUUGAAAUUUUACGUCAGCUUCCGCAAGCUGACGUCAUCAUGGCUCCGGUUGGUGGUGGUGGUCUGCUUGCAGGAGUAGCUGCUGCAGUUAAACACAUGAAACCAGAAAUUUUAGUUUAUGGAAUUGAAUCAAACAAAUCGCGCAGCUUCUUUAAAGCAAUGGAAAAUGACGGACCCCAAAAAACUGCAGUAACUCGAGGAUUAGCAACGUCGUUGGCAGUACCCAUUGCUGGUUAUAACGCUUAUCAUACUGCAAAACCUUUAGUGGAUAAAUUGGUACUAGUUGAUGAUGACUGGAUCGCACGGGCCAUUCUACACCUAGCAGAGGAGGAAAAGCUAGUUGUGGAGGGAGCAGCUGCAGCCAGCCUCGGUGCAUUUAUGGCCAUUCCUGAUGUACUACCAGAAUUGAGACGCAAGUCAGUUGUCUGUAUAUUGACUGGCGGAAAUAUAGAAACAAUAACGUUGUCCCGAUGUUUAGAAAGAGCAAAAGCAAUCGAGGGACGAAUUAUAAAGUUAAGCGUGCGCGUACAUACAAAUGAUCCACAUGAACAUUUACGUGUUUUAAGUAUGAUUGCUAACGUGGGGGGCAACAUAAUUAAUUAUUUAGCCGAGAAAGCUAUGCCCGAAGAGGACGAAUAUGAUAUUAAUUACCUAAAAAUAUUAUGUGAAACAAAAGGUAUAGAGCAUGCUUGUACCCUAAAGAGAGUGAUGGAACGCUUGUUUCCGAAUCAGUGUAAAUUUCUAGAAGAGCCUUUUAGCCCUAUCCCUAUAUGCGCCUGUUUUCCUCGAAGUGAAGAUUUUGAUGAAUUUUGUGAUCCAGACAAUCCCAGGACUAUAACAUAUGACGACGCAGUAAACGCUCAAGGCCGUAUAAGAAAAUAUAUGCCGGAAACACCGUACACUAUAUCGCAUAAACAACGAGACUUUGCAAUGAACAUUUAUUACAAAUUAGAAACUGUUCAGAAAACUGGCAGGUAA
Molecule: messenger RNA, 1623 nt
Organism: Zerene cesonia (dogface butterfly)
Lineage: Eukaryota; Metazoa; Arthropoda; Insecta; Lepidoptera; Pieridae
Product: L-threonine ammonia-lyase-like
Exons: 13
Coding region: 1-1623 (540 amino acids)
Biological process (GO): L-threonine catabolic process; L-serine catabolic process
Molecular function (GO): L-serine ammonia-lyase activity; threonine deaminase activity
Source: RefSeq, a predicted model, not a curated record